Pseudoliparis swirei is the source of this 2246-nucleotide messenger RNA. It is a transcript of the gene tmem65, whose product is annotated as transmembrane protein 65. Gene Ontology annotation, biological process: regulation of cardiac conduction; cardiac ventricle development. NCBI's taxonomy places the organism in Eukaryota, Metazoa, Chordata, Actinopteri, Perciformes, Liparidae. The transcript has 7 exons. The record is from RefSeq and is a predicted model, not a curated record. Gene Ontology annotation, cellular component: mitochondrion. Bases 200 to 859 code for a protein of 219 amino acids.
UUUUGUCGUUUCUCAAAUUCCGACUGACUUGACGCUGUUGGCUUUUUUAUUUAUUUUUAAAAUUGUACUUCUUGUUGGUCUUCAGCUCGAACUUCACGCGCCCAACUCCUCCCGCCAUGCGACGGAAAAGACCCAUGAAAUAAACGUUCAAGUUAUUUAUUUAUUUACGGGACUUCUUCGCGGUCUUCGCUCCGACACAAUGCUGAAGCUGUGCCUCCGGAGAGUCCUCCGACCGGUCGGGCAGAACUCACCCAGCCGCCGGCUGGGGACCCGCGAGCCGCGCGAGCCGCUCACCUCCGCCACGAGAGCCAAGGACUUCAUCUACCGGCUGCAGCCGGCGGAGAGGACGUGUCUGCUGCGGCAGCUGCAGAGCUUCGAGUCCGUGGCCCUCACUCAAGGGACUCUGGAGCCGUCGCCGCCCACGGCAGACCAGACCAGAUACAUCUUGUUCCACAACGCCGUUCCCUUCAUCGGGUUUGGUUUCCUUGACAACGCCAUCAUGAUCGCUGCAGGAACGCAGAUCGAGCUCUCCAUCGGCGUCACUCUGGGCAUCUCCACCAUGGCGGCCGCGGCCUGGGGGAACCUGGUCUCGGACCUGGCCGGUCUCGGUCUUGCGGGCUAUGUGGAGGUCCUGGCGGUCAAACUGGGGAUGUCGGGUCCAGACUUGAGCCCCAAGCAGGCCGACAUGUGGCAGAGCAGAGUGAGCUCUCACCUGGGCAAAGCCAUCGGCGUGUCCAUCGGCUGCAUCUUGGGGAUGUUCCCUCUGUUCUUCAUGAGUGACGAGAAGGAGAAGAGAAGAAGAAGAAGAAGAAGGAGGAGGAGGAGAAGGAGGCACACACUCCUUCCUCCUAACGCCUGAAGGAGCGGCGGCGUCCGGGUGAACCGACGAUUUUAUUCAAAUAUUUAAUCGCCGUCGAUUCUUUUUAUUUUGAACGUUUCUUGCGCAACAAUCUCUAGAAGAACGUCUUCCAGGAGAACUCGUCCUCCCGAGCGCCAUCUUCACUAUCGACAGACUUAGAACCAGUCGACCAACAGCGUAGCGAGGGGGCGGGGCCUAAGAGUGAGGACUAUUCCACCCUAAAGAAACACCCCGAUCAGUUUGUUUUGUGGUGUGUUUCCGUGGUGACGUCUGGAGGUUCCUCCGGAGAUGAGACUGAACUGUACUUCGUGUUUCUGGCUGAGUACUUUGACUCUUUGUCGUGGACGGGAAGCGCUCUGAUCUUCUGGGUGGAUCCAUCCGCCAUGUUCCCACCUUGAAGCUCGCUUCUCGCCCGUCAGCAGAAACACAAACACACUUUAGUUUAAAGAAAACCCACAAAAACACCGUAGGAGAUUAUUUUAUACAUUUAAAGAUUGAGAAGAAGAGGUGUUUUUUUCUUUUUCUUUUUUUCUUCACACAAGAACCGGUUCUCAAAUGGUUCAAACCGGUUCUCACCGGUUCACAUUGGUUUGCACCGGUUUCCAGACUCGUUCUCUCUUUCUCUCAACACCUCGUUCUCUUGAUCCGAGCGUCUGAACGAACGUUUAAUCUCGACUCAUUUGUUGUUUUGUGAUGAAUUGAUUCUUCGUUCUAUAAAACAGUAAAACACUUUAAUUUAAUUUAUUGUAUUAUUUCAUCUCCUCCUCAACGAGCCGCUCUCCCGCACUGAGUUCCUCACGCACUACAAAGUACCCACAAUGCAACGGGCACAGACACGUUUUUGAUUAAAGCCGCACUGAAGGCGUGGAUGUUCAGUUUCACGCCGUUAAAUAGCGACACAUUUUCUUUGUUUGUUGACAAGUUAGAAAAAUUGCCAAAAACUUAAAGAUAUUGUGAUUAUUGAUUAUUGUUGUUGCGAAUAGAUGAAAUGUUUAAAUACUAAUGUAAAGACAUAUUUAAGUUUGUCGCUGGAUUAACUGGAAAGAACGAGCAGCAAUUAAUUCAUAAGUAAUAAAGUAAUGAUGUGUUUGGGGACAAUCUGAACUCGGAUGUUUUUGUAAAAUCUCAUGUUUAUGAAUCACGUUUUUUUUAUUUUCCAGCAUGAGCAGAUUCGUCUGUUUUUAAUUGUUCCCUCUUUUUUGUGUGCAUAAUUUAUCAAGAGAAAAGAAAAGUAUGUAAUCUCUGAAGUCUAAGAAUAAAGUUGUGCUGUGCUGCCACCUGGUGGACAGUCUGGAACAGCAGCCAUGUGUGUGCGCGCGUAUGUGGAAGGAUUUAUUAUGUUGCUAAAUGCAAACUGUACUCUAAACAAAAAUAAAUGAAAAAUUGA